Molecule: messenger RNA, 393 nt
Organism: Opisthorchis viverrini
Lineage: Eukaryota; Metazoa; Platyhelminthes; Trematoda; Opisthorchiida; Opisthorchiidae
Exons: 3
Source: RefSeq, a predicted model, not a curated record
CGACUGAAACAUGAGGCGGCCUGGUGCAGUACAUUCAGUUGCCUGAGAACAUCACAAACGAGAGAUUCAGCUGGGUUCCAGUUCGGACGGCGGGAACGUGUUUUCUUCGCAGUAUGGCUGCUACACGUGUUCCAUAAUUGUCCGUGGACUUGUGGAGAGGUUGACGUCCUGCUCCUUGCGCGCGCCCGAGUCUGUGUCCUGACUGGGUUCGGUUUCCCUUUUUGUAGGUCCCAUUGCGUAUACGUGGGCGCGUCGGCACAUGAGUUGCUGAAAACACCUCGACAGCCCACGACCGGUUUCGCCCUUCUUGGGGCUCAGCAGGUAGGCGCAGUCCCCGAUUUCCGUCAACUUUAUGUUCUGCUUGAAAAAAAUUGCACGAAAUCAGCGAAAUAG